Messenger RNA from Tarenaya hassleriana, 1501 nucleotides. RefSeq names its product mannose-1-phosphate guanylyltransferase 1. The coding region runs from base 177 to 1262 and encodes 361 amino acids. Gene Ontology annotation, molecular function: mannose-1-phosphate guanylyltransferase (GTP) activity; GTP binding. Lineage: Eukaryota; Viridiplantae; Streptophyta; Magnoliopsida; Brassicales; Cleomaceae. Gene Ontology annotation, biological process: GDP-mannose biosynthetic process; cell wall mannoprotein biosynthetic process. The transcript has 5 exons. Gene Ontology annotation, cellular component: cytoplasm. The record is from RefSeq and is a predicted model, not a curated record.
UUCCCGUCGUCACAUCAGCCUGACGAAAACAGUUGGGCUCUUUUCCACAAAAAAAUAAAAAUAAAAAAUUCCCAGAGAGUCCGACUCGGUCUCUCUCCACUGCGACUCCUUCCCUGCGCUCAGUUCGUCUGCGAUCCCGUGAGAUCUUGAGAAGAAAAAGGAGUUAGAGCAUCAAAAUGAAGGCACUUAUUCUUGUCGGAGGUUUUGGAACUCGCUUGAGGCCAUUGACUCUCAGUUUCCCGAAGCCACUUGUUGACUUUGCCAACAAACCCAUGAUCCUUCAUCAGAUAGAGGCUCUCAAGGCGAUUGGAGUUGAUGAAGUGGUUUUGGCCAUUAAUUACCAGCCAGAGGUCAUGCUGAGCUUCUUGAAAGACUUUGAGACAGAGCUCGGGAUCAAGAUCACUUGCUCACAAGAGACUGAGCCACUUGGUACUGCUGGUCCUCUGGCUUUGGCCAGGGACAAGUUGGUCGACGGCUCAGGUGAGCCUUUCUUCGUCCUUAACAGCGAUGUUAUCAGCGAGUACCCUCUCGAAGAAAUGAUUGCUUUUCAUAAAGCUCACGGGGGAGAGGCCUCUAUUGUGGUUACGAAGGUGGACGAGCCAUCGAAAUACGGAGUCGUGGUUAUGGACGAGACAGACGGUAAAGUAGAAAGAUUUGUGGAAAAGCCCAAACUUUUUGUAGGUAACAAGAUCAAUGCAGGUAUAUAUCUUCUAAACCCAUCUGUUCUUGACCGGAUUGAGCUGAGGCCCACUUCCAUCGAGAAAGAGGUCUUCCCCAAGAUCGCAGCCGAGCAAAAGCUCUACGCAAUGGUGCUACCGGGUUUCUGGAUGGACAUUGGCCAACCCCGGGACUAUAUCUCGGGUCUCAGACUCUAUCUAGACUCUCUGAGAAAGAAAUCCUCGUCCAAGUUAGCCAGAGGUGAACACAUUGUGGGGAAUGUAAUCGUGGACGAGACAGCAAAGAUUGGAGAAGGGUGUUUGAUCGGACCGGAUGUUGCCAUUGGCCCUGGGUGCAUUGUAGAGUCUGGGGUUAGACUCUCUCGCUGCACAAUCAUGCGUGGGGCUCGGAUCAAGAAACACGCCUGCAUAUCGAGCAGUAUCAUCGGGUGGCAUUCCACGGUGGGGAAAUGGGCUCGGGUCGAGAAUAUGACGAUUCUCGGGGAAGAUGUGCAUGUUUGUGACGAGAUCUACAGCAAUGGAGGGGUUGUUUUGCCUCACAAGGAGAUAAAAUCGAGCAUCAUGAAGCCAGAGAUUGUCAUGUGAGGAACCAAUGGAAGAAGAAGAAGCAGUUCUUUUGAAGUGUGUUAUAGUUUUUGUGUUAUGUAUUAUAUGGCCUUUGCAUAAGCAUUGAGGGCUGUACUGUAUGGUUGGGUCUUUUACUGUAAAUCUUUGUUAGAGUUUGAAGUCAUUAUUAUUCGUCCGUUGGUAAUUUUUGUAACCUAUGAUCAAACAUUUUCAGCUAAAUAAUCAUAAUAAAAAAACACCCUCUGUGUUUUGCUCAA